Molecule: messenger RNA, 1569 nt
Organism: Parascedosporium putredinis
Lineage: Eukaryota; Fungi; Ascomycota; Sordariomycetes; Microascales; Microascaceae
Source: the annotation of a GenBank genome assembly
AUGUCGAAGCGGCACGCCUCCGAGGCGCUCGAGGACGUCUCGGGCAUGGACUCGCCCCUCUCCAAGCGGUCACGACUCGGCGAUUCGGUGGAGCCCUCCGGGUCGCCAGAGGCCAAUGAAGAUGACGACGAUGACGACGAAGACGACGAAGACGAUGGGGAAGAAGAGGAGGACGACGAGGGAGAGGAAGAGGACGGUGACGAGGACUUUGACGAAAUGGUACCGGCGCAGUCGAUACGCCAGGCUGCCCCGACUGCCGGUUACGACGACCUCUACCUCGAUACGAUAGAUCGGACCGUGCUGGACUUUGACUUUGAGAAGCUGUGCUCCGUGACGCUCUCCAACAUCAACGUCUACGCCUGCCUGGUGUGCGGCAAGUAUUACCAGGGCAGGGGACCCAAGUCGCACGCCUACUUCCACGCCCUCGACGAGAGCCACCACGUCUUCAUCAACAUGCGCACGCAAAAGGUCUACGUCCUGCCCGAGGGCUACGAAGUCGCCAACAAGACGCUCGACGACAUCAAGUACGUGUCGGAUCCGCGGUACACCAAGGCCGAGGUCGUGGCUCUGGACCGCAACCCGGCCACGUCGUGGACCUACGGCGGCGUCAGGGAGUACGCCCCGGGCUUCGUCGGCAUGAACAACAUCAAGGAGAACGACUACCUCAACGUCGUGGUCCAGGCGCUGUCCCACGUGCCUCCCCUGCGCAACUUUUUCCUGCUCGAGGACCUUUCCUCCCGCCCGGAGCUCGUUCAGCGCACGAGCAUCCUCUUCCGCAAGAUCUGGAACCCUCGCGCCUUCAAGGCCCACCGCUUCACCCUCUCCCACCAGUCCGACCCCGUCGAGUUCCUCUCCUGGUUCCUCAACAACCUGCACCUCGGCCUCGGCGGCAGCAAGACCCGCCCGGGAAGCUCCGUGAUCCAGCACAUUUUCCAGGGCAAGCUCAAGGUCGAGUCCCAGGCCAUCACCGCCCGCGCCGAUGCCGGCGACCGUCUGCGCUUCGAGGAGGCCGCCGAGGUCAAGGCCGACGUCGUGCGCUUCCUCCUCCUCACCCUCGACCUCCCCGCCGCCCCGCUCUUCCAGGACGAGCUCGAGAAGAACAUCAUCCCCCAGGUGCCUCUCACCACCAUCCUCAACAAGUACAACGGCGUCCUCUCCCAGGAGCACCGCGCCCAGCGCACGCGCUACCGCCUGCUCCACCCUUUGCCCCCGUACCUCGUCUUCCACGUCAAGCGCUUCAGCCAGAACAAGUUCGUCUCGGAGCGGAACCCCACCAUCCCCAACCCCGCCGAGCACCCGACCGGCGAGCCCAUCUGGUACGACCUCGUGGCCAACGUCGUCCAUGAGGCCGUCCGCGCGAGGGACGACGUCACGGAGACCGCCGACGACAAGAAAAUGUGGAAAGUGCAGAUUCGCGACAAGGCGCGGGACGAGUGGGUGGUCUGCCAGGACUUGUUUGUCGAAAAGGUCCAGGCUGAGCUCCUGUUCGCGGGUGAGACGUAUCUACAGCUUUGGGAACGGAGAAGGACGCCCAAGCCUAAAAGCAAAGGCAAGGCGGCGGCAAAGUGA